AGGAAGGAAUCGGCGCGAGCUGCUGACGCCCGCCCCUCGGCGGCGAGCGGUGAUGACGUCAUCGAGGGCCUGCCUCUCCGCCCGCCGUCCCUUUCCGAGCUGCACCAGAGCAUGAGGAUCUUAUGGAGGCCAUUUGCAUUCUCAAGAAGACUUCUCAAAGUGGAAAACUGUAGAAUAACUGAAUCAGAAUCAAUUCCACUAGCUUGGACAUCACUGAUACAGACGCUUAGCAGAGCAACUGGUAUUUUCUUGUUGGAUCAAAGAAAAAGAUUCUCAACCAUGCCUGAAACAGAAACAAAUCAGAGAGACUCUGAAUUGUUUGCACCACCCUCUGAUGUUCGAGGAAUGACAAAACUUGAUAGAACAGCUUUUAAAAAGACAGUCACCAUCCCAGCGCUUAAAGUGAGGAAAGAAAUUGUCAGUAAAUUGAUGCGAUCCCUUAAAAGGGCGGCACUGCAGCGCCCAGGCAUAAAACGUGUGAUUGAAGACCCAGAAGAUGAAGAAAGCAGGCUAAUUAUGUUGGAUCCCUAUAAAAUGUUUACUAAUGAUUCCUUUGAGAAAGCAGAACUAGAUAUUUUAAGACAGCUUAAUGUCAAUCCACAGAUAUCUAAAUAUAAUUUGGAACUAACUUACGAAAAUUUUAAGUCAGAAGAAAUCUUGAGAGCUGUGCUUCCUGAAGGUCAAGAUGUGACUUCUGGGUUCAGCAGAGUUGGACAUAUAGCUCACCUGAACCUUCGAGAUCAUCAACUACCUUUCAAGCAUUUAAUUGGCCAAGUUAUGAUUGACAAAAAUCCAGGAAUCACUUCAGCAGUAAAUAAAAUCAAUAAUAUUGAUAAUACAUAUCGAAAUUUCCAAAUGGAAGUGCUAUCUGGAGAGGAGAAUAUGAUGACCAAGGUUCGAGAAAACAACAACACCUAUGAAUUUGAUUUUUCAAAAGUCUAUUGGAAUCCUCGCCUCUCUACAGAACACAGCCGUAUCACAGAACUUCUCAAACCUGGAGAUGUCCUAUUUGAUGUUUUUGCUGGGGUUGGGCCCUUUGCCAUUCCAGUAGCAAAGAAAAACUGCACUGUAUUUGCCAAUGAUCUCAAUCCUGAAUCCCAUAAGUGGCUACUGCACAAUUGUAAAUUAAAUAAAGUGGACCAAAAGGUGAAAGUCUUUAACUUGGAUGGGAAAGACUUCCUCCAAGGACCAGUCAGAGAAGAGUUAAUGCAGCAGCUGGGACCACUGUCAAAAGAAAGAAAACACUCUGUGCACAUUGUCAUGAACUUGCCAGCAAAGGCUAUCGAGUUUCUCAGUGCUUUCAAAUUGCUUUUAGAUGGGCAGCCAUGUGGCAGUGAACUCCUUCCCGUAGUGCACUGUUACAGCUUUUCCAAAGAUGCUAACCCUGCUAAGGACGUUCAGCAACGAGCUGGAGCUGUAUUAGGCAUCUCCUUGGAGGCAUGCAGUUCAGUUCACCUAGUGAGAAAUGUGGCCCCGAACAAGGAAAUGUUAUGCAUCACCUUUCAGAUUCCUGCUGCUGUACUCUACAAGAACCAGACCCCAAAUCCAGAGAAUUAUGAAGAUCCACCUUUUAAACGCCGGAGGACAGAUAAAGCCUUUUCAGAAGAAAAAACACAAAUUGCUUCAGUCACUUAACUGAAAAUGCUUUCUCCAUCUCCCCACUAAACUUUUAUGUAUUGAAAUGUAAUUUGUAUGAUUUCAUAACAUUAUACCAGUUCCAUGGGUAUCAUCAAGCUGUAACAUUUUUCUUUAUUAUUACCAGUGUAUAUCCAUCAUUUCAAAACAAGGUAGGUAAGUGGGCUCCUAAAGUGCUUUUAAGGCACAGUAGAAUGUAAAUUAUUUUGAAAUUGAAUUAGAUGACAAAGCAUCUAUACCUGAGCUAAAAUACAAUAUAUGUUGACAUUACCAAAAGAAACAUUCAUCACAGCAUUUCCAACUCAGAGAAGCAACUGUCAGAAAAAUCAGAAAAUUUAAACUGGAAAUCUCUCAUCAUAGCAGAAUUUCUUCAUAAAAUAAAAAAUGAAAAUGAGGCUGCAACCAAAGUAAGUCAAGUCUCCAAUAAAGUCAGUCUCUUUUGUAAGCCAAGCACGGAAAGCCAUUUACUGACGGUGAGGUUGUUUGAAUGCAGCACCCAAAAAAAUGUGUCCAGAGACAGUAAACUUGCUUAAGACUCUGGGCCUUUUAGCAAGAACAGUUGGUCAAAGAGUUGAGGACAUUGGGAGCAACAUCAGUAAUCAAUUUGAAAGGUAAAUGAGUCCAAGUGGUUCUUUGACUUGGUGAGUUGACAGAUGUUACUACAACUGCUGUUCUUGUUUAUUUAAGCAUCAAUGCUCAGUUUGAAGUUACUGAAGAAUUAGCCUCUAUGAAUUCUGCAUGGAAUAACUACGGGUGAAUAUUUUCAAAGUUGAGAAAACAGUAAUUCUAUACAACCUGAAGUGGAAUCUGCUAAGAUGUGUUAUAAAUGAUGGUGGCAAAAAAACAGGUGAGGUAGAAAAAGACCUAAUUGGACAAAUUUACAAAGCUUGUGAAAAAUGUAAGGUAUUUAAAACCUAUGGUUAUUCACUGUAUUAUUCACUAGCACGUAUGAUGCAGAAAAUUUUGACUCUAUCAUGUUACUGAACCAGUAGUGUCAAUGGUAAACAAACUUCAUUUGCUUUCAGACUUUAACCAUCUUCAAUUCCUUGAAUUUUGUCAGAAAUUGAAGCUGAAUUUCCUGACUUGCUUGAUCUAAGUUUCAUUUGUCUAACAAUUAUAAAGUUUGAUUGCAAUUUUUUGA
Messenger RNA from Equus quagga, 2776 nucleotides. It is a transcript of the gene TRMT5, whose product is annotated as tRNA methyltransferase 5. The record is from RefSeq and is a predicted model, not a curated record. Gene Ontology annotation, cellular component: mitochondrial matrix; cytoplasm. The coding region runs from base 112 to 1635 and encodes 507 amino acids. The transcript has 5 exons. Lineage: Eukaryota; Metazoa; Chordata; Mammalia; Perissodactyla; Equidae. Gene Ontology annotation, biological process: tRNA N1-guanine methylation; mitochondrial tRNA methylation.